Messenger RNA from Zonotrichia leucophrys gambelii, 755 nucleotides. Its product is annotated as fibrinogen-like protein 1-like protein. The coding region runs from base 57 to 755 and encodes 232 amino acids. The transcript is spliced from 2 exons. Lineage: Eukaryota; Metazoa; Chordata; Aves; Passeriformes; Passerellidae. The record is from RefSeq and is a predicted model, not a curated record.
CUGGGACACCCUGGCUGCACCGGGACCUUGUGCUGCUGCCCAUCCUGGUGGUGGCAAUGCUGCUGCUCUGUGCCAGCGCCGGCCCCGCCGUGCCCGCGGCCAGCCCCCGCAGUGCCCCAGCGUUCCCCCCGGACUGCAGCCACCUCCGCAAGGGCAGCCCCAGCGGGGUGUACGUGAUCCAGCCCGCCCGGUCCCCCCCGCGCGUGGUCUGGUGCGACAUGGACACCGAGGGCAAGGGCUGGACCGUGGUGCAGAGGAACUCCCAUGACACCGAGCUCACGUGGAAGCAAUCCUGGACCACCUACAAGUACGGCUUUGGCAACGUGCACAGCGACUACUGGCUGGGCACCGAGUACCUGCACCUGCUGACGCAGCAGGGCACAUACAAGGUGCGCUUCGUGGUGCGGGACAAAGCCAACGUCACCCACUACGCCGAGUACGACAUCUUCAGAGUGGAGAACGAGGCCAGCGGGUACCCCCUGAGGCUGGGCAGGCACUCUGGAGAUGGGGAUGACUACCUGACCCUCUACCACCCCAAGAAGGGGGGCAUUCAUGACAACAUGAAGUUCAGCACGGUCGACAAGGACCAGGACCAGUACAGCGGGAACUGUGCCAAGAGCUAUGGGGGGUGGUGGUACAACAGGUGCCAGAAUGUCCUGCUCAAUGCCAAAAACUACAUUGUGUGGCCAGGGUUCUGUGAUAAAGGUGACUGUGCGUCCUCCCUCAUCCUGGUCAAACCCACAGAUGUGUGUUGA